Messenger RNA from Cherax quadricarinatus, 776 nucleotides. The record is from RefSeq and is a predicted model, not a curated record. NCBI's taxonomy places the organism in Eukaryota, Metazoa, Arthropoda, Malacostraca, Decapoda, Parastacidae.
CCUACAGAGAGCGCAGUACGGUUCCCUACUCACACACCAACAUCAUGAGGACUCUGGUUGUUUUGGCAGUGUUGGGAGUGUGCUCGGCUUCACCAGCCAUAGGAGACACUCCAGAAGUGGCGGCCGAGAAAGCUCGCUUCUUCCAAGCUUUCAGAGCUGCUGAGGCAGCCGCUAAGCCACACUAUAGCUCCUAUCCCCAACAAGCCUACAGCUCCUACCCCCAACAGGCCUACAACCCGUCCUACCACCACCACAACACCGGCCAAUACCACCAUGCCCCAGCUCAGCCUAAGUGGCAUGGCCCCGUGGCUGCCACCAUACCUGCCGGUGUUGAUGGUACCAUUACCCCAGUGUCUGACACCAGGGACGUUGCUGCUGCCCGCAGCUCUUUCUUCAACGCCUACCAAGCUCAGCUUGCUGCCACUGCAGGUGCUGUUCCCAGCCCUCACUACCAGAGAGCUCCUUCCUACAAAUCAGCCCCUUCUUACACCCCUCACUAUCAGCACCAACCCAAGUGGGUCGGCCCCGUGGCUGCCACCAUCCCCGCUGGUCUUCCUGGCUCCACCAACCAGGUUGCUGACACCCCCGAAGUGGCCGCAGCUAAACAGUCCUUCUUCAGCACCUACCAGAGGCAGGCAGCAGCAGCGGCUCCUCCAACACGCUACUACUGAACCCUACUGCCAUAAUUAAGCAAAGUGCAUAGUCAGAAAAUUAAACAUUUUAUGUAUAUCUGUGUAAAGAAACAAGAUUAAAUUUAAAAUGUAUACAAAUUCUUU